GCUUUGCUUGUGAGUGAUUGGUUGAUUCCAGUACAAUGACCUCUUUGAGUCGAAUUCAGCCUAUGGCAAAUUGGAGUAGGCGGAGCUUACGAUAUCUACUCAGUUAUUACAAGCGAAUAUUUAUACAUGAAGCAUUCAUCGUUGUCACAUUUGCAAGCUAAGCAAGCAAAGAGUUUCCACCGAACCAGUCGAUCAAUAUUAUAACGAACACUAGCAGAAAAAACAUGAAAGCUAUUGCUCAACCCUGUGUAAGACCAGUGGAUAUUGGAAUGAAGAAGGAUUCCAUGAAAGUGAUGAGGAACAAGGUGGAUGAUUGUGCCGCGGAGAUGCAGGCGUGUUUCUCCAAACUGAAGGAAUUAGUACCCUCUGUCCCCCAGGACAGAAGGUUGUCCAAGACCCAAUUGUUGCAGCAUGUGAUUGAUUAUAUCUUGGACUUGGAGACAGCUCUCGACUUCAACCCAGCGGUGUUGACUGGACCUUUACCGAGUGUAAACAGAGCCCCUCUCUCGGAGAAACCCGAACCGAACACAAUUCAGACCAUCACUCAGAUGGUUGCCUCAAUGGAUGAGGAUGAGUCUUGCGAUUCCAAGUAAAAGAUUCCCCAGUCCCUUUGCGGAUGUGAACAUAUCGCUUGGGAACCCAAAUUUUCCUUGCGAUUCUCCACAUUGAUCGGAGCUUUUGAAAAGCACGAAGCCUCCAACUAUCAAGCGCUGGUCAACAUCAACCACGAAGAAUAUGUAAGCCACCCGGAGAACUGUGUCACGAAAAAGGAGGGGGGAAAAACUGGCGGAUACGGGUAUAGAACCGGGCACAACAGGCGUGGCUAUGUACUGUAGUGACAGUGAUCGGACCACUCUCGAUACUGGACGCUCCUUAUCAGUGUUGAAAAGUACUUUGGUGUAAUUUUACGUUCCGUUUUAUUUUGUCACUACUCUUCUGUAUAAUUCGUGGCGUUUGGACAUUACUGGCCAGCCAUCAGAGAGGUCCUGUACAUAAGUGGACAGAAGAUGAACUCGAAGACGACGAACAAGAACAUUUUUCUUGUGUUAAACAAAACUUUUUUUGUUAUAAAUCUCUAUAUGGACGAACAAAAUGAUGCCACCGACUCUGUAUUAUUUUAAAUUUUAUAUACGUGUAUAUUUUUCCUUGUUGUAUUUUUGAAAUUUUAUUAGAAUAUUUCAUAUUAAAAUCGUUUUUCUAAAAAAAGCAACCCACAAACAU
Molecule: messenger RNA, 1221 nt
Organism: Ostrea edulis (European flat oyster)
Lineage: Eukaryota; Metazoa; Mollusca; Bivalvia; Ostreida; Ostreidae
Product: DNA-binding protein inhibitor ID-2-like
Exons: 3
Coding region: 225-593 (122 amino acids)
Biological process (GO): circadian regulation of gene expression; cell differentiation; negative regulation of transcription by RNA polymerase II
Cellular component (GO): cytoplasm; nucleus
Molecular function (GO): protein dimerization activity; transcription regulator activity
Source: RefSeq, a predicted model, not a curated record